This is a messenger RNA of Aureobasidium uvarum, 807 nucleotides long. The record is from the annotation of a GenBank genome assembly. Lineage: Eukaryota; Fungi; Ascomycota; Dothideomycetes; Dothideales; Saccotheciaceae.
AUGUCCGACCAGCCCACCGACGCCCGCGAGCGUCUCCGCCAGAACUUCCUCGAUCAUGAUCCUAAGCAUCAUCCAAACCGCUGGGAGCAUCUCUGGCAACAAGAUGACUUGCCAUGGGACAAGGGCUUUGCUUCGCCUGCUCUAGCAGAUGUUCUUGCUGAUAGAAAGGACCUGCUUCCUACUGCACCGUCUGGCCGCCGACCCCGCGCUUUGGUGCCCGGCUGCGGCAAAGGAUAUGAUGUGCUCUUGCUUGCCAGCUGGGGAUUCGAUGCUGUCGGUGUUGAGGCUGCUGCGACUGCAGUCAAGGCUGCCAAUGCUGAGUCCAAAGGUUGGGAGGAGAAGCCUGAGUAUGCCGUCAAGGACGAGGCGAAAGGCCGCGGAAGUGCCAAAUUCGUGUUCGGGGAUUUCUUCGAGAAGGAGUGGGAGAAGGAUGCGAUUGGCGAGGAUGGCUCAAAGGAUGGUCAGUGGGACUUGAUUUAUGACUACACCGUAACUCUGCGGCCAAACUGGGCAGCUCGUCAGUCGUCGCUGCUGUCACCAACUGGCCGUCUGAUCUGUCUCGAGUUCCCAACUUACAAGCCUCCCUCAACCGGUGGACCUCCCUGGGCUUUGCGACCGGAGACUUAUCUUGCUCAUCUGAGCCGGCCAGGAAAGGAAGUUGAGUAUGACGAGGAAGGCUUUGCUAUCUGGAAGGAGGGCGAGUCUGCUGAGAAGGGCGCCCUGGAGAGGAUCGCGCACUGGAAGCCGGAAAGGACACACAAGAUUGGUGAAGGAACUGACAAUGUCAGCGUUUGGAAGAGACGAUGA